Cyprinus carpio (common carp) is the source of this 3456-nucleotide messenger RNA. It is a transcript of the gene dnajc5aa, whose product is annotated as DnaJ heat shock protein family (Hsp40) member C5aa. Gene Ontology annotation, biological process: regulation of synaptic vesicle cycle. Lineage: Eukaryota; Metazoa; Chordata; Actinopteri; Cypriniformes; Cyprinidae. The record is from RefSeq and is a predicted model, not a curated record. Gene Ontology annotation, cellular component: intracellular membrane-bounded organelle; membrane; presynapse.
CGUUGUGGUGAUGUCACGGGUGGGCGGAGCCGAGCGAGAUUUGCUGCAUCUGGUACGCUUACGUGAUCGCGCGCUUCCCGGGGAUGCAACCACAGAUUUAACAUCGUUUUCUUUAACGCACUGAAAUUAAUCACGACGCCGGGUCCGACAAAACGAUUGUUGAGGACCUGAUUUGCCAUGGCUGAGCAGCAGAGGCAGCGCAGUCUCUCCACCUCUGGAGAAUCACUCUAUCAUGUGCUGGGUGUCGACAAACUGGCCACUGUCGAUGACAUCAAGAAGUCAUACAGGAAAUUGGCAUUGAAAUAUCACCCUGACAAGAAUCCUGACAACCCUGAGGCAGUUGAUAAGUUUAAAGAGAUAAACAAUGCCCAUGCCAUCCUUAACGACACGACAAAGAGAAACAUCUAUGAUAAGUAUGGCUCUCUGGGACUUUAUGUGGCUGAACAGUUUGGAGAAGAGAACGUCAACACUUACUUUGUCCUAUCCAGCUGGUGGGCCAAGGCUCUGUUUAUUUUCUGUGGCCUGGCGACAGGCUGCUACUUCUGCUGUUGCCUGUGCUGUUGUUGUAACUGCUGCUGUGGGAAGUGUAAACCACGGCCACCUGAGGGACAGGAACAGGAAUUCUAUGUCUCCCCUGAAGACUUAGAGGCCCAACUGCAGUCCGAUGAGAGAGAGGCAGGUGGAGGUGAGCCCAUCGUGCUGCAGCCCUCGUCUGCCACAGAAACCACCCAGCUAACGUCUGACGGUUACCAUACUACUUACCACACUGACACCGGCUUCAAUUAAAUGCCCCACUCUCCUCACCUUCACCCUGUGGAUUGUCUCUCACCACUCUGCGCCAUCUCUCCGAGAGAAAAAAAAGAAUGGAAAGAAUCCUUCAACUACAUCUAAAAAAAAGCCUGUUUUUGAGAGGAGGAAAGCCAGAGAUGGAGCUGAAUUCUUUAAAAUAUCCUGUCCCUGAUUCACGCACCACUUCCACCACCCACACAAGAGUGGCUCACAUCCGCCUCACCGUACCGUAGCUUAAAAACGAGCUUAAGAAAAAAGAUCCUGUCAUUUACCCUGAUCUGUGUGUUGCCUUUGACCUCUGAUCUUGCCUUCCACUCGUUCCCUUGCUCCUCCAGCCAGAUUUGCUCGUCGUCCUGUGGCAUGAACUGUUCCUUGAAUUCAUUAAAUUGCAGUUUUCGCUAUAUUUAUUGACAUGAAACGUUUGUUCCCAUUUAUAAGUACUUGAGUGUAGUUAAAAGUUGACUCCGUGAACUUGCCAUAGGUGUUCGAAGACUAGUGCAACUGCGCUGAGAAACAGCAGAAAUAUAUUUCCUUUUUAAAAUCUCAAAUAUUCCAUUCACAUACCUCGCAGAUAUCCCUGGUUCAGCAUUAAUUGGAUUUAUCCAUACAUAAUGCUACUUUUUGUUUCAGUACAGAUUUUUUUUCUGAGAGAGAGAGAUACAAAUGAUGCAAUUGAUAAUAUGCCAUUUCUUCUUAGUAUUGGGCUCAUUUACAUCUGGGUGUUGGUGUUUCUGUCUUAUUCUGAGACCCAUUUGCAACAAGCUGAGCCAAACUUAGGACUCUUCUCUAUAUAUGGAAUGGAUUUAACUGUCAUCUCUGUGUAGUGUGUAGGUUGUUCGUUGAUGUGCGAUAACAUGUUUGGGCUCUCAGCUUUGGUCUUAGUGUUAAGCUCAGUUUGGCCCACUUGUGUCUCUUUUCUCUCAUCAAAAGGGAAUCGUGAACACAAUCUGGCAUAAACUCCCAUAGUGUCAUAUCACAGUGAGUGUGGAAACUAUAACAGAUGAGACAUUUUUUAUAUAGAUAUACAAUCUACACACAUCAAGUGUAUGUACAAUAUAUGUAUAUUCUGGUCAUUUUUAUAUUUUAGUUGCCGCGUAUAGUUAAGAUAAUUCUUCUUUGUGUCUGUGGUAAUGGCCUCUUGUGGUCACUUGAGACUCCCUAUGCCAAGAUAUACUGUCUAUUGUGAGAUAUGCUUGUGUUUUGAAGACAUUAAUUCCUGAGUGGUAGCCAUUUAUGAUGUUUGUUCAUCAGAUUUAUUUAUUGAAGUGGCAAAGUUAUUUUAACACUACAAGCAUCUGGAUUCAUUUUCAAAGUCCAGCCUCUCAAAACCUGAAAGGACAAUAAUGAAAAUUAUUUAGUCUGGAUUUAAAAACAAAAUUAACAUUUAAUUAGCUAAUUUAAUUAACUAGCAUUUAAGAAACAUAUCAUUUUAAUUACAGUAGUGGUCAUGGGAUUGAUAGAAAUAUUCUUAAUAGUCAUGAAAACAAUGCAUAAAAUCUUAAUAGACCUUAACAGGCUUUUUCACAGUGCAAGACCAGUGUGAGAUUUUUUUUUUUUUUUUUACUUUGCAGUUGCGCUUUCCUUUACUUCAAGUCUUUUUGAUGUUUUGAACAUCAUUUAAGCAUCUAAGGUUUAAUGCUGUAACACUAGCAUUUAUUUGAUAGAUUCUCCUCUGAGCUGCCUCAGAGAUGUGGCAUUAUCCCUCAAAAGAUUCAACUGAACCAUUAAACUAAGUUUGUGUCAUAUAGCCUAGUUAAGUAAUAUGAUCCUUAAACUUCAUUGUGUUGCUCUUGUGAUUAUGUUUACACUUUGUUUUCAGUGAAAGGGUGAAAAAGAGGGUGUGUGUGGUGAUGUCACCAACAGCUAAAGUCACCUCGAUAGUCAAAAAAAAAGUUCCCUCUUCAAGUAUAACUGAAAGUGCUUUAAUAACCUUCUUAUAGCAAACCUGAUUUUCUGUAUCUGCAAUUACAUGACCAUCAAUGCCAUAUUAACUCAUGCUUCUUACUCACUGCUUGUUUACGUGGGCAGGUCUGAAUUUUAUUUGUCAUCUCUCUGUUCUUAUUUUCCAUGUUGGCUCUAACUGGAGCCGAAUACAAAUGUCACCAGCCAUGUUCACUGUUACUCUUCAAAGGCCAAUAAUUUCUCAUUGAAUUGUUUACAUGUCAUUAUGGAGUACAAUAGUAUCUUCAGUCACUAUCUGCUUUCUUUCUCGUCUCUCUCUCUUACUCUCUUUCUCAUUCCCUUGUUCCAGUGCUCUAGAUGGUUUUUAAUGGACGUUAGCCUCUGUGGUCUUUUUUCCUGUGCAUUGUCUGUAUCAGAACUAUACUCGUAUAAAGAGUAUGGCUUAGUCAUUAAAAUGUUGGAUUUUAUGUUGAAUGAACCGUGCUUAAAGGAGAAAAAAUAAAAUAUACUGCAGAAAAAUGGUCAGGAAAUUGUUGCAUAUUACGUCUUCAGAAAGAAGAGAAAUUGUUUAGUGUAAUUAUAGUGAAAUGGUAAUUUUAUGCAUUUUUUAUUUUAUUUAUGAUCUUAUUUUGUCAUGUUUAUAACGAACUGUCCUUGUUUCAAAUGGUAUGUUACAUGAAUUUGACUCUGAAACUAUGCUACUCAUAGUUCUAUAGUGAAGGUCUCUUGUACAUACACUGAAUUAUUAAAAAGAAUAAUACUAGA